AUGACGGAGAGCCAAACUCUGUCAAUCCACAGCGACACCAUGAAGAAGAAGAAGAAGGAGAAGGAACUCGUCAGAUCCUGGAGGCAGAAGAACACACCUUUACAUCUGGAUUUCCUCACAGGAGCGAAGUGUUUGAAAUCUAAUACAUAA
This is a messenger RNA of Xyrichtys novacula (pearly razorfish), 150 nucleotides long. The record is from the annotation of a GenBank genome assembly. NCBI's taxonomy places the organism in Eukaryota, Metazoa, Chordata, Actinopteri, Labriformes, Labridae.